AUGCAUAGCGGCCUAAGUUCCUAUAUCUGGAUCUCUGAAGGCACUGAGAUCACUACUGAGGCUCAGCCCAAAUAUCAGUUGCCAUCUCGGACAUGGAUUAUCAUUGAAAAACUCGGGGAGGUUGCUUCUUUUAUAAACCAGCAGGAUAUCGAUCACGGUCUUAAGCCCGGAACCACAGCUGCAAAGUUUCUCUGCCACCUAAAGGAUCAUCCGGAAAAGCAAGCAUUCAUACGAAUCCAUCGUCAAAUCCCUAUCGAGGGCACCGACUUUGCUCCCCCUGGUAUCCGAGCUAGCCAAGCAUUCCCGCAAAGAGAGAAUAGAGAGUUGGAAGCAUUCAAGGCGCUGAAACGCCAGAAAUUUCGUUUUGUUCCCCCACUCCUAGGUUACCAAGAAGGCACACAGGGACCUAACGAAAUCGUUCCUGGUGGAUCUGAAGUCUUGAUUGUCUGGCAGAAAGUUCCGGGGAACCCUUUAUCCGAGGACUAUUUUUGGAGUCUCAAAGAACAGGAACGCGAAAAUAUCCGCAGAGAAUUCCGUCGGGUUUACCAGUAA
This is a messenger RNA of Penicillium chermesinum, 552 nucleotides long. RefSeq lists its product as uncharacterized. Bases 1 to 552 code for a protein of 183 amino acids. NCBI's taxonomy places the organism in Eukaryota, Fungi, Ascomycota, Eurotiomycetes, Eurotiales, Aspergillaceae. The transcript has a single exon. The record is from RefSeq and is a predicted model, not a curated record.